Molecule: messenger RNA, 1120 nt
Organism: Gaeumannomyces tritici R3-111a-1
Lineage: Eukaryota; Fungi; Ascomycota; Sordariomycetes; Magnaporthales; Magnaporthaceae
Exons: 2
Coding region: 230-1030 (266 amino acids)
Source: RefSeq, a predicted model, not a curated record
CGUCGACUUCUCGAGCUCGUCACCAGGGUCGCUACUUUUGCUCCCUUGAACCGAGUUUUCGGGUCUGGCGUGGCAGGGACACGUGGGGCCGUAACAAGCCCCGGGAGUCUGAAUCUCUGGGGAAUAAACAUGGGAUAAAUGAUGCGGUUGUUGGGUGUAAUUCAUGGGUAUUCUAGUAUUCUAGACAGCUCGCUUUACCUCCCUUUACCGCCGAUAUCCGGGCUAGAAAAUGAACUUCACCACCCUGGAAGAAAAAGCAGCAUUCACAAGCAAACUCAUCUACCAGGAAUGCGACAGCCAGUACGGAAACCUGAAGAAGCGCGAGCCCACCCGGGCGCAGGCGCUCGAGGCACUCUCCUGGCUGCUGGACCGGUUCGUCGACGUCGAUGCCCACGACAAGCCACGUCAGAUCGAAGCCGAGCUCGCCGUCCACCACAGCCCUGAGCACAUGCCGCCCGGGGACGACGUCCGCGAGGGCAACAGGAAUUACCGGUUCAGGAAGGAGAUCCAGGCGGUCAGGGCUCUAUGCGAGACGUCGGCCCGCAUCGUGGUCAGCGCGCUCGAGGCCGCGGUGGACUUGCAGUCGCGGCUGAUGCCAGAGGAGGCCACAUGGGCGGCGACGACGGACCGCCCCGACGACGACCUCGCGGCCGACCUGGUCAGCCUGAUGGGCUACGUGCGCGAGGUCAUCGACCGCUGGAAGCCGACGGUGGACAAGCGCGAGUACAACGGCCACAUGGCGGGCGCCAUCGGCAGGCGGCGGGCGAGGGCGGCGCACCUGCGGUGGUGCGGGCGCAUCUUCGCCGCCAUCUGCAGCAUGGUCUGGCCCAGCGAGGCCGAGGAGUGGUGCAACGAGAUCCGGUCAGUGUUUGAUCAAGACCUAGAGCAGUUUGCCGUGACGUUUGUCAUGGACGGGCAGCCGACUUAUCGGCGCGUUGAGCUGAAUCCACAUCAGCUCCCUGGGAUCAAAAAGUCUCUGGUCAUUCUGCUGAAGGCGCGUCGUCUCAGGGGUAACACCCAGAAGGCGUGACAACUCUUUUUAUUUUAUUCAUUUCCUUGCAUAGCGCAUAAGACUUGUGCCCAUUUUUAGCAUGGAUUUUAUGAAGACUUUGUUAUUCGG